Rotaria sordida is the source of this 930-nucleotide messenger RNA. NCBI's taxonomy places the organism in Eukaryota, Metazoa, Rotifera, Eurotatoria, Philodinida, Philodinidae. The record is from the annotation of a GenBank genome assembly.
UUACGUCAAAGUCUCGCAAAAAUUAUACGAAAAUUUUGUUCAAUAAGUCGUAAUAGUUGUUUAAGUAAUGAUACAGAUGCUGUCAGAGCGGACCAUGUUAUUAUACAAAGUUACGAAGAACAGUUGGACGAUCGGCGUUUAUAUGUAGCUGUAUUUAUUAAAGAUCCUUAUCGUCAAGACAUUGCAUUGACUAAUGAUCAAUUUUUACUUGCACUAAAACGCCAUCAGCAACAAAUUUAUCAAGAUAUAAAACAUCGUAUUAAUAUACCAUCAACGUUUUUUGAACAAACUCUAUUAGAUCCGAUAUGGUUAUAUGGUGUUUGUCUUCUUGCUUUACUUGUUCUUGUUGUUGUUAUUCUUAUGUUAAUUACUAUUUUAACUAAACGAACGGUUAAAACAAAUAAUAUUGAUGAAAAUAUUCAAAUAAACAAAUCUCAACAACGUACAACACCAGAUGGAGAUCGACUUUUAAUUUCAUCUCCUAUGAGAUUAGAUGUUGACGAAGAGCAAACAAAUUCUUCGUCAUAUUAUAAUGAAACAGAUAGUUUUCAAACAUCAAAUUCAACUGUUAUAGCUAAUUUGCCACCACCAUCCUAUUUUCUAUAUUCAUCACCUCGUACAUCAUAUUUUAGUAGCGCUAUUGAAACAGCUAUUAAACAACAUCUACAUGAUGAUGAACCUAUACCAUAUAUAGAUGAUAAUUUAUCAGUAACACAUAGUCGAAAAAGUAGUGCAUGUUGGAGUGAUCGUACAAGUUUAAGUAGUCGAUUUGGAUUGGCUUUGAAAUUGAAUUUAAUGCGUUCAGGUUCACAAAUACGACCACCAACAUCUUCAAAUGAAAUUGGAGGAAAUACAAAACGAUUUAAUUAUCGAACAAUUCGAUAUACAAUACCACGAUCACAACAACAUCAAUUGCAUGAUGAAUUGUAA